Molecule: messenger RNA, 1275 nt
Organism: Rhizopus microsporus ATCC 52813
Lineage: Eukaryota; Fungi; Mucoromycota; Mucoromycetes; Mucorales; Rhizopodaceae
Exons: 3
Coding region: 1-1275 (424 amino acids)
Biological process (GO): regulatory ncRNA-mediated gene silencing
Cellular component (GO): ARC complex
Source: RefSeq, a predicted model, not a curated record
AUGGACAAUCUCACAGAAGAACAAAGACGAGAUUUCGUGGAUCAAGUAUUGGAGGAACUAGACGAAGUUGAAGAGGAAGAAGAAACUGUAAUUGAAAAUGAAGAAUCACCUGAAGAGACAUCUGAAAUGCCCAAGGACUUGUCAACCCCUGUCAGUCUUACACAGCAGAAUAGACAAGCAGCUGAACAACAAAAGAAAAAGAAGAAGAAGAAAAAGAGCAAAUCCAAAUUACCAGAAGCAGGUAGCGAACUACCUGACGACUAUGUUGAAAAAUACCAAGAAGAUCUCAUUGAUAACCCAUUUGACCCUACACUUCCUUUAUCACAAAGAGUAGAAUAUGCCAUUUGGAAAUAUCGUAGAAACCACAAGUUUACUGAAGAGAAGAAUGAAAUCUUUGCAAACUAUCUGAAGUUCGGUGGGAUCAUUACUGGUCAAAACAUGUUCUUGGGUGGAACUACUGCUGCUGACGUAGAUGAAGAUGGCGAAAUGGAUUUCAAAGCAGCCAAAUUAGCAAUUGACACUGUACCUGAUGAGCUGGAGGAAGGCGUUGAAGUCAGUUUUAGUGAAGUUGCUCAAGUUUAUUUAGGAAACACAUUUAUUCGCGAAAAUCGAUUUAUCGCAAUGCAAAACUUUAUUGAUACUCCCAACAUCAUCGAUGCUUUCCUGAGAUACCUUCAAAUCAGAAACGUUGCCCCUGAAUAUGCUGAUGAUAUCGCUAAGGCCCGUGCGAUCGUCAGUCAGGCUAAGGUAGAGCUACCCAAGUGUAAGAAACUGAGCGUGGAUAUGCCUGGCAAGCUUAACCGCGCAUGUGCUAUCGUCUUUGGCGACGAAUCGAUUUCGAUGGACAUGUCCUGGAUGAAGGAUGCAUCAGCAAAGACGAUGAAGAUGUUUAGUGAAUUUUUGGACGAAGCCGUUGGUAUGACUACGGAGGAAGCAACCAACAUCGUCCGCUCACAGAUGGGUGAUAUCAAAGGCGUGCAUGUACUGAAAACGUUGAGUUUUGUGCUUGCCAAAGUGACAUCUAUACCGCCUAUUCCAGCUGAUGCUCAACCAGACGCUUUUUUUAAAGUUACUUUCACGAACUAUGACGACAAUAAAGAGAGCUAUGACAUUAUAUUUGAGAAGAAGAUCAUCGACAACCUAGUUUUAGGAAUGGUCGCUCGUGUGACGCUUUGUAAAUUGAGCAAUGGUGAAUGGUACCUUGAGAAGGCAACUCGCAUUAUGCCUAGCUUUUAUAUGGAAGACGACUGUUUGUCUGAAGAUUAUGACUAUUAA